UGCAGACCACCAUUAAAAAGAAAGACGAAGAAGAUAAACCAAAACAAACUGAGCUGUGGGCAUACACGUCGUGAGUCCGCCGCAGUUUUACAGGGUCGUCUGUGUCGUUUCUACCUCGGACACCAAACUCCUAUUUUAUCGAAGAGAAGAAGGCAACAUGACGCUGUGUUAUAUCACCGGGGACCUGUUCUCCUGUCCGCCGGAUGAAUCCUUGGCGCACUGCAUAAGUGAGGACUGCCGUAUGGGCGCAGGCAUAGCGGUUCUGUUCAGGAAGAGGUUCGGUGGGGUGUCGGAACUAAAGGAGCAGAAAAAGCAGCCUGGACAGUGUGCCGUGCUGAAACAGGGCCAUCGUUUUCUCUACUACUUGAUCACAAAGAAAAGAGCCAGCCAGAGACCCACCUACAACUGCCUGAGACAGAGUCUGCAGGACAUGAAGUCUCACUGUGUGAAAAACAACGUAACGAGAAUAUCCAUGCCUCGGAUUGGGUGUGGCCUAGAUCGCCUGGAGUGGUCCAAGGUGUCUGCGAUCCUGGAAGAGGUGUUCAAAGACUCAAACAUCUCCAUCACGGUCUACAGCCUCCCUCAGAAAGAAGAGACCGCGGUGAUGAAUGAAAACAUUCACAGAUGACCAUUGGAAAUGUUUGUUUUUGUUCUGUUUACUAUUUGUAAUUUCCAGCACUGCAUCUGUUUUUUACAGAAAUGUUACGUUUGAGAUUUUUAUGUGCAAGUAAAAUAAAAUGAAAUCAAAAUUCACAAAUGUUUGCAAGCAGAGGUUUUCAAAUUUAACUAUUGAACAUUCAAAUUUAAAAGAUCUUUUUUAUGAUAUUGUAACUUACACCAUUUUUAACUGUGUUGAUUAGAAAAGUUUCAAUCAGAAAUUCAUUUUUUUAUUGUCAUUCAUUUUGUAAUUGUUUAAAAUGAGCAGACGAGUCCUUCUGCAUUCCCAGCAGGAAGUAGUAUUCUACUGAGUACAGCAACAUGAUGACCAGGCUCUAAAAGGAAAUCUGUCUCUAAGGACUCUUUGAAACUCUAUAAAAAGCUCAUAGUAGAUGGACAGAUGCAGAUCUAAUGGACACUUUACAUCCUGCAUAACGCUCAACUGUGGAAACGAUAAAAAAAAAAAAAGAAAUGAACCCUGAUCACUCUAUGGCACAAUAAACCCUUAAAGCGGCUUGUUCUUACAUUUAUAAAUAUAAUCUAUCUGCCACUGAAAGUUGAGAACAGUAUUUACCUGUGAGUUUGUUUUUAAUGAACAGGUUCAUUACUAAUGGUUCCCCUCAGGACAUUUAGUCCGUUUUAUGAACAUCGAGCUAAAGUGAAACAUGCUGAUAUCAGAGAUGCUUGAGCUGUUGUGUGAGAGAGCACAUGGUGGUCUUAAAGAUUUGACCCAAACAGCUCUACCUCCAUCUAUCCUCUAACUUAUCCUCAUGCUGUUGUCAGGUCCUCCUACUGAGAGCAGAAAGGAACAGGUUUAAUUGGAUUAAGACAGAUUUAGGAUUAACAUUUCACAAACUGACAUUUGGAUCUAUGACACCUUUAGUCUUCUCCCCUCCCGGUCGGCUCAUGGAUCCCCGGAACAAAGAAAACAAUGAAUGCAAGUGAACGGAGCUAUAAAAUCAAUUUUCUAAUCCGCUUUGCCUCACGCCCUGAAUCACACUUAUGCUGUACUUCAGUUUAAAUGAAAAGUAAUGAUGAAUGUUUUGACCAUGCCUUUCACUUACUUUGAUAUUUAUUAGUUUGUAAAAAUUCAUAAACUGACUACAGAUCAGAUGUCGCAUAUAUGACGUCAGCACACAUUCUCCUCUCCCCCAGCAUAGCUGCUACUUACCAGAUUUAUAGUGGCUUUCUCCACUUUUAAGGCUCCUUUUUCCUGGAUGAAGGAUAUGAAGCUUGCUAAACUCACAGCCAUUUUUUCUCCGUGUUUGGUGCGAUGACUUCAGUUUGGUGAGACGGGCAUGCUACUACGUUUUUUCCACACAACACCUAAAGUAACGGUCCAGUCUAGAAGGUGAUAAAUAUAUUCAUGAUGCAGAAACAGAUGGUUGUAACUUGGGCUUCCUAUGAUGUAAAUCCACACCUACUUUAAAAUUAGAUGUUUAAUUUUAUUUUUUUCCCGUGUCCUGUCUGGCUGUGAAGCAAACAGAAUUGAUGUCUGAAUGCUGGUGACAAGCCUUACAGAUUUACUCUCAGGUGGAGCAUCAAAGCGUCUGCUUUUAAUGUCACGCCUGAUACUUAAAACUUUAUUGUUAUUGUUUUUGAAUUCUUUGUAAAUAAAAAAUGGGACACAACAACAAUA
Molecule: messenger RNA, 2296 nt
Organism: Nothobranchius furzeri (turquoise killifish)
Lineage: Eukaryota; Metazoa; Chordata; Actinopteri; Cyprinodontiformes; Nothobranchiidae
Product: ADP-ribose glycohydrolase OARD1
Biological process (GO): peptidyl-glutamate ADP-deribosylation
Source: RefSeq, a predicted model, not a curated record